ACAAACCAAAUUCACUUCUGCCUGCCCGCGUGCAGCUCCCCAUCCGGCCGGCCCUUUAUUAUUUAUUUAUUUUUUAUUCCGUCUCCGCAUUUCGCCUGCAUUGGUGCACACAUGGAUUUCUCCGAGCAGAGAGACAUGCAGAGGCAGCUGCACGAGGGCGCGGUUGGAGUUGCCCCUCGUGCCCCAGGGGACGCGGUUCAAUUGCCCCUUGAUGUCACCGAGCGCAAAACGUUCUGCCCCGCGGAAAAGAAAUCGGGAGAAAUAGAUUCCAAUAAAGUGUACGGGACGUUUCCGACCGGUGCGCCCGUUCCUCCCCCGGUUCCUGCCCCUCAUAAGGAUGCCUCCGGGCCGUUUUUACCCCAAACGGAUAAAGCCAUGUCGCAGAAUAACUGCCCCUCCUCCGCGAAACAGGGGGCAAUGGUGGUUCUGGGCACAGAUGGCACUGCGUCUGUUCAGCUCAACCGGGCGGAGCAAGAUGAUGAUGAUGAUGAAGAAGGUGAUGAGAAUAAAGCGAGAGGGAACUGGUCCAAUAAACUGGAUUUUAUUCUCUCUAUGGUUGGUUAUGCUGUGGGUUUGGGAAACGUGUGGAGGUUUCCAUAUCUCGCCUUCCAAAAUGGAGGAGGUGCAUUUUUGAUCCCAUACUUGAUCAUGUUGAGUCUUGCUGGAAUUCCCAUCUUCCUUCUGGAAGUUUCUUUGGGCCAGUUUGCCAGUCAAGGACCCGUUUCUGUAUGGAAGGCUAUUCCAGCUUUACAAGGUUGCGGGAUUGCCAUGUUGAUUAUAUCAGUCUUGAUAGCCAUAUAUUAUAAUAUAAUAAUGUGCUGGACUCUGUACUACCUGUUCGCUUCGUUCACUUCGUUGAAGGGCUUAUUGCCAUGGUCUUACUGUACAAACGAAUGGAACACAGCUGAGUGCAAAGACAAAGACAUGCUGCAGCUAGAUUCCUGUAUCCUUCGAGACAGAAACAUCACCUCCAUUAAGAACACGACAUUUUGUUUGUCUGCGAAUGCUGCUGGGAGUUUAAGCAAGCUGUUAAAUAUCACAACGGAUAACAGAACCUAUGUCAGCCCCAGUGAAGAAUAUUUCAAAUAUAAUGUGUUGCACAUUUCCAAAGGGAUUGAGUAUCCAGGAGAUAUCCGCUGGCCCUUGGCCGCUUGUCUUUUUCUGGCAUGGCUCAUUGUGUAUGCUUCCCUGGCUAAAGGAAUCAAGUCAUCAGGCAAGGUGGUGUAUUUCACAGCCACCUUUCCUUACGUGGUUUUGGUGAUUUUGUUGAUCCGUGGUGUGACACUGCCUGGAGCAGGAUCCGGGAUUCUUUACUUCAUUACACCGAAAUGGGAAAAACUCAAUGAUGCCAAAGUAUGGAAGGAUGCUGCGACUCAGAUCUUCUUCUCCCUCUCUGCAGCAUGGGGAGGGUUAAUCACUCUCUCCUCAUACAAUAAAUUUCAUAACAACUGUUAUCGGGACACUAUAAUAGUGACGUGUACAAACAGCGCUACAAGUAUUUUUGCUGGUUUUGUGAUUUUCUCUGUCAUUGGCUUCAUGGCUCAUGAGCUUAAGGUGCCGAUCGAGAAAGUGGCAGAUGAAGGUCCUGGCAUUGCUUUUGUGGUUUAUCCAGAAGCCCUCACUAGGCUACCAAUCUCUCCAUUUUGGGCCAUCAUCUUCUUCCUCAUGCUCCUAACGCUUGGACUGGAUACCAUGUUUGCGACCAUCGAGACUAUCGUGACAUCAGUAGCUGAUGAAUUUCCCAAAUAUCUGCGAAAGCACAAGCCUCUCUUCACCCUCGUGUGCUGUGUGUGCUUCUAUAUUCUGGGCUUCCCGAUGAUAACUGAGAGUGGCAUGUACAUGCUACAGCUAGUUGACACCUAUGCAGCCUCGUAUUCUCUUGUCAUCCUAGCCAUCUUUGAGCUAAUUGGAAUUUCUUACAUCUAUGGCUUGCAACGGUUCUGCGAGGACAUAGAAAUGAUGAUUGGUUUCCAGCCGAACAGGUUCUGGAGGAUGUGUUGGGCUUUUGUAACACCGACUAUUCUCACAUUUAUUUUGGUGCUGAGUUUGUACCAGUGGAAGGUGAUGACCUACGAGGACUACACCUACCCCACCUGGUCCAUGGUGCUCGGCUGGCUCAUGGUCAUCUGCUCUGUUAUCUGGAUCCCCAUCAUGUUCGUCAUUAAGAUGUACCUUGCUCCAGGAACCAUCAUCGAGCGAUUGAAGCUUGUAUGUUCUCCUCAGCCUGAUUGGGGUCCUUUCUUGAUGAAGCAUCGUGGUGAGCGCUAUAAAAACAUGAUUGACCCACUUGGAACAAAUUCAUUGGGGCUCAAACUUCCUCCAAAGGACUUCCAGCUAUCUGGCCCUUGACCUCAUGACCGUCGCCCACUGACUUUUUGACUUCAUUUGUCUACCCUCAAUUUCUAUUAAUACCUUAGUACGCACUAAUCGACAGACUUAUCAACACACCAGGGGCUUAAACUCUGUUUAAACUCUUCCAGCCACUUUCUUCAACUUCAAUUUUCUACCUUCAAGUUCUUGUUAUUCCUUCCUCCUAGAAGGAAAGACCUCUUUCUCUUAUAACUGUCCACCCUUUCCUUUGUGUUCACUGUUCCCUCUUCUCUAAAAACUUAUUUUUCUUUCUUCUUGACUGCAUAGCCGCUAUCAUUUCAAUGGUGGACAUCUUGUAUACACCUUUCUGCAUACUUUUUCUCCCUCUCAUACACAAACAUAUCCUGAAAGACCCAAAUCACGUACGGGAGAUGAACAAUUAUUUAUUUCUUUUUUAAGGCUAAUUCCUGCUCUUUACCUGCUCUUUAAAUCCGUAAAUCUGUGCCUCUGACCUCUUCUGAAUAUAACAAUAAUAGGUUUUAUUUUGUGCAGCAUCUUUCUGUCAUUGUUGCUGUACAAUUCAGAAUAAAUAUGAAGCUAGAAGGACAGCAUUAUGCUAGCUGCUAAAUCCUAUAUUCCUGCAUUACAAGAAGCACAAAGCUAGUUGUUGAUUUCUUUCAAUUACGUAAUCUCUAAAAACUGUAUGCACAUUAACCUCUCACGUGAAUAAGCAGACGAUUGCAGCCAUAAUGUUUAGAACACUACUCAGUGGCCAGGUAGCAUUUAUGUGUGAAAACAUAUAUAUUUAACGCUACAUGUUUGUGAUCUUUACUUGUGUCUUUUAUGCAAGAAGGAGAAUCUUUAUGAUA
This is a messenger RNA of Ictalurus punctatus (channel catfish), 3179 nucleotides long. It is a transcript of the gene slc6a5, whose product is annotated as solute carrier family 6 member 5. The record is from RefSeq and is a predicted model, not a curated record. Gene Ontology annotation, biological process: glycine import across plasma membrane; sodium ion transmembrane transport; synaptic transmission, glycinergic. Gene Ontology annotation, cellular component: membrane. NCBI's taxonomy places the organism in Eukaryota, Metazoa, Chordata, Actinopteri, Siluriformes, Ictaluridae. The coding region runs from base 112 to 2349 and encodes 745 amino acids. The transcript is spliced from 16 exons. Gene Ontology annotation, molecular function: glycine:sodium symporter activity.